AUGGCGCAGACUGAGGUGAAAAAAGGGCCGGCGGAGCCGCGGGCAGGAGAAGAAGCGACGCGUGGGGAGGAGGAGGGGGCGAAGAUAGGAGAGGAAGCAACGCGUGGGGAGGAGGAGGGGGCGAAGGCAGGAGAGGAAGCAACGCAUGGGGAGGAGGAGGGGGCGAAGGCAGGAGAGGAAGCAACGCGUGGGGAGGAGGAGGGGGCGAAGGCAGGAGAGGAAGCAACGCGUGGGGAGGAGGAAGGGGCGAAGGCAGGAGAGGAAGCAACGUGUGGGGAGGAGGAAGGGGCGGAGGGGGAGUGCGGGGUGGAGGAGGAGCGGAGGGCGGGGGAAGGGUGGAACGUCACGGGGGUGGCGACGUUUGGGCGAGUGGAGGUGGAAUGGGCAGGGGCGGAGCGGGCUGUCGUCAACCAGCGCACGUGCUUCUCCGUGACUGGUGGGUUUUGA
This is a messenger RNA of Closterium sp. Yama58-4, 447 nucleotides long. Lineage: Eukaryota; Viridiplantae; Streptophyta; Zygnematophyceae; Desmidiales; Closteriaceae. The record is from the annotation of a GenBank genome assembly.